AUGUUCCACCAGUUUCAUGUCAAAAAAGAAGACCAAGACUAUUUGAGAUUCCUCUGGUGGGAUAGUGGCAACCUGGAGGCACAGCCUUCCGUCUACCGCAUGAAAGUUCAUCUGUUUGGCGCAGCAUCUUCACCAGGCUGCGCCAACUUUGGACUUAAGCACAUUGCUGCCACAGGACGCAGUUCGGUCAGUCAGGACACAGUCAGGUUCAUUCAGAGGAACUUUUAUGUCGAUGAUGGUCUAACGAGCACAGAAACGAAAGACCAGGCAAUCCAAUUAGUCAAGGAAGCAAGAGACCUCUGCAAUAUGGGAAAACUCCAUCUGCACAAGUUUGUCUCAAAUUGCAAGGAAGUACUGGACACAAUCCCUGAAAAGGAACGUGCAGAAGGCACCAAAGACCUGGAUCUGGCAUUUGGAGGGUCUCAAGUAGAGCGAGCCCUUGGGGUUCAGUGGUGCGUGGCUUCCGAUCAGUUCCAGUUCAAAGUUGCAGUAAAAGACAAUCCACUUACCAGAAGAGGGGUCUUGUCCACAGUUGCCUCACUGUAUGACCCACUUGGCUUUGUGGCCCCGUACAUCUUGAUAGGAAAACAAAUCCUGCAGCAAAUGUGUCGAGGCAUGCUUGACUGGGAUGAUGUCUUACCCGAAGACCUCAAGCCAUUGUGGGAAUCCUGGCUUAUGGACUUGAUACACUUGGCUGACAUAUCAAUCUCAAGGUGCUAUACUCCCAAAGGCUUCAUUGUCAAACAUUAUGAGCUCCACCAUUUCUCUGACGCCAGUACAUCAGGCUAUGGAGUGUGCUCAUAUCUUAGAGCAGUGAGCACAACAGGAAAGGUUCACUGUUCCUUGGUCAUGGCUAAGGCAAGAGUUGCACCUACCAAGGUCACUACUAUACCAAGACUGGAGCUCUCAGCAGCAGUCACAGCUGUUCGCAUCAGUGACUUGCUGAAAAAGGAACUUGAAAUUGACUUCUUGCAUGAGUUUUUUUGGACUGAUUCUAAAGUAGUCAUUGGAUAUAUCAACAAUGAUGCCAGAAGGUUUCAUGUCUUUGUGGCUAACCGAGUGCAGCGCAUCAAGCAAAGCACAGAGCCUGCUCAAUGGCGAUAUGUGGCUUCUGAAGACAACCCUGCAGACUAUGCGUCUAGGGGUCUUGCAGCACAGCAACUCAAGGUCUCCAACUGGUUCACAGGCCCAGCAUUUUUGUGGCAAAAGGAGCUGCCUCCUGAAGAUGCCAUGGUGGGAGAAAUCUCAAGUGCUGAUCCUGAAGUCAAAGAGGCUUAUGCUCAUAACACUCAAGCCAACGAAGAUGUUUCACUUCUGGAUCGUAUACACAAGUUCUCAGACUGGUCAAGACUUGUCAGAGCUGUAGCUAGACUGACGCGCAGAGUAAAACAGGCCAAGGGACUCCCGCAAAGGUCAAGUGAAGCCACAACUUUGGAGGAAAGAAGAGCAGCAGAGUUGAUGCUUAUAAGGAUGGUACAAAGGGAUAGCUUUGCUCAAGAAAUACAGUACUUGAGACAUUGCAACGGGGAGCGCACCGAAGUAAUGAACAAACUGCAGAAACUGAGUCCAUUUCUUGAUGAGGAAGGUGUCCUCAGAGUAGGUGGGCGCUUGACUCAUGCAGCCCUCCAUCCACAUGUGAAGCAUCCCGCGAUUCUUCCUCGAGACAGCUACUUGUCAUCACUCCUCAUAAAGCAUUAUCACGAGAGAGUGCACCAUCAAGGACGUGCUUUGACUAUGAACGAGCUCCGCGCUAAUGGGAUAUGGAUCCUUGGGUGCAGCAAGUCUGUGUCAUCAUACAUUUACAAGUGCACCAAAUGCAGGAAAUUAAGAAGAUCCCCAGAACAACAAAAGAUGGCAGAUCUUCCUGUUGAGCGCACAGAAGAGGCCCCUCCCUUCACCUAUUGUGGGAUGGAUUGUUUCGGGCCAUUUUAUGUCAGAGAAGGAAGGAAAGAGCUCAAGCGCUAUGGACUUCUACUUACCUGUAUGGCUUCUAGAGCAGUGCACAUUGAAAUGCUUGAUGAUCUUUCCACUGACUCCUUCAUUAAUGCACUUCGAGCUUCCAUUUCCAUUCGCGGGCCAAUCCGUCAGUUAAGAUGCGAUCAAGGUACGAACUUUGUUGGUGCAAGGAGAGAGUUUGCUGAGGCAUUAACUGAAAUGAAAGAAAAGUUCAGAGGAGAAGGAUGUGAGUUUAUCAUGAAUACACCAGCUUCAAGUCAUAUGGGCGGAGUUUGGGAAAGGCAAAUCCGCACCAUCAGAAGUGUCUUAACGUCAAUCUUGGAGCAGUCAUCCAGACAACUUGACUGUUCUUCUCUUAGGACAUUUUUGUAUGAAGUUAUGGCUGUCAUCAACAGCAGGCCUUUAACCACUGAUUACGUCUGUGAUGCUUCUUGCCCUGAGCCCCUGACACCUAAUCACAUUUUGACCAUGAAAUCCACAGUAAUCGCUCCACCUCCUGGACGAUUUGUCAGAGAAGAUCUGUAUCUUCGUAAGCGAUGGCGUCGUGUUCAGUUCCUGGCCAACAGUUUCUGGUUGCGAUGGAAGAGGGAAUAUCUCUUGAAUCUUCAGCAUCGACAGAAGUGGACCAAGGAACAAAGAAACGCAAAGGUUAAUGACAUUGUUCUUAUGCUGGAUGACAUGGCCCCACGCAGUCAAUGGAAGUUGGCUAAAGUCACUGAAGUGCUACCAGGAAAGGAUGGAAGAGUGAGAAAGCUAAAGCUCUUGAUCAGUGAUCCUACUCUUGAUUCCAGGGGUAAACGUACCUCCAAACCUACCUACCUUGAACGCCCUAUCCAGAAGACUGUUACACUCCUGGAAGCAGAUUAAAGGCUUGAUGUUACACUUUCAUCCUGUCAUUAUAAGCUUACAAGCCGUAGUUAAAUCUAAAAAUAGUGAAGAAAAGGUUAUAAAUAAGUUCAUAUAGCUUCACAUUAGGAAUAAAGAAAGUAAAAAUCACAGAAGAUUUUGGUGGGAGUAUAACUGUCAUCAGUUACAUAAAUGGCAUGAAUAAUAUUUCUAAUAUAUAAAUUAGUUUUGUAAUUUUAUUUCUUUAUUGGGGGCAUGAUUUUUAUGGUGCACCAUAUUUUUUGUGUUGUAUUUGUUGUGUUUGUAUUGAGGCGGAACCUAUUAUUGGAGCUACGCUCUGGGGGACAUAAUUUAUGACCGUAAAACAAAGGGAAUAUCUUCAGAAACGGCGGUAAUCCAGUCCUUUGCAUAUCAGGACUAAAGGACACUUUAUGCAUUGUUUGUGAGAUGCAUUUGAUGAACAUUGCGUGAAGAAUGUAACACGGACAUUUAAAGUUUGUAUGGAACCCAGGUUUGGAAUAUUGUUCGAGAAGAAAUGUUCUGAAGAAUGACGAAGCUUUUUGUGCAAGGAACCUAGCUCCUUUUGGUAACAAGCUGCCAGCGAGUUUUCACGGGACCAAGCAGAAUAAAGAGCGCCCUGUGGUUUAAACGAAAACUCUGUUUCCUCGUGUUACUGGGGGAGCUACAAGCAGAGUUUUGUAGGAAA
Neoarius graeffei (lesser salmon catfish) is the source of this 3508-nucleotide messenger RNA. RefSeq lists its product as uncharacterized. Bases 1 to 2823 code for a protein of 940 amino acids. The record is from RefSeq and is a predicted model, not a curated record. The transcript has 2 exons. Gene Ontology annotation, biological process: DNA integration. Gene Ontology annotation, molecular function: nucleic acid binding. Lineage: Eukaryota; Metazoa; Chordata; Actinopteri; Siluriformes; Ariidae.